AAGCCAUUAGAGCGGCAACCGCUGGCCAAGUCGGUCUAUAAAAGCCCCCCGGCUGCAAGUGGCGCUUUCCAUUCCUCGCGAAAGGACACUAGCAGUCGGGCCGACGAGAUGCUGCGCCACCUGAUCCGCCACGAGAACAACAAGGUCUUUGUCCUGGUCCUGCUCUACUGCGUCCUGGUCAGCAUCCUGAAGCUCUGCACGGCUCAGCCGGAUGGCGCGGUGGCCGCCACCGAUAAUGAUAUUACGCACUUGGGCGACGAUUGCCAGGUGACGCCCGUCAUCCAUGUGCUCCAGUAUCCCGGAUGUGUGCCCAAGCCGAUUCCCUCGUUCGCCUGUGUGGGUCGCUGUGCCAGUUACAUCCAGGUCUCGGGCAGUAAGAUCUGGCAGAUGGAGCGCUCCUGCAUGUGCUGCCAGGAGUCUGGUGAGCGGGAGGCUUCCGUUUCGCUGUUCUGUCCCAAAGUGAAGCCCGGCGAGCGCAAGUUCAAGAAGGUGCUGACCAAGGCGCCAUUGGAGUGCAUGUGUCGGCCAUGCACUUCCAUCGAGGAGUCUGGCAUCAUACCACAGGAAAUUGCCGGCUAUUCGGACGAAGGUCCACUCAACAAUCACUUCCGGCGCAUCGCACUGCAAUAGAUUCCCCCCAGUUUAGCACUCAUACCCAUUUGCUCAUAGAAUUGCUCAUUAAAAUUGCCGUUUCUGCUUGUCCACAGUG
Messenger RNA from Drosophila erecta, 709 nucleotides. RefSeq names its product bursicon (gene Burs). Gene Ontology annotation, molecular function: receptor ligand activity; BMP binding. The transcript is spliced from 3 exons. The record is from RefSeq and is a predicted model, not a curated record. NCBI's taxonomy places the organism in Eukaryota, Metazoa, Arthropoda, Insecta, Diptera, Drosophilidae. Gene Ontology annotation, biological process: animal organ morphogenesis. The coding region runs from base 109 to 630 and encodes 173 amino acids.